Molecule: messenger RNA, 1941 nt
Organism: Aegilops tauschii subsp. strangulata
Lineage: Eukaryota; Viridiplantae; Streptophyta; Magnoliopsida; Poales; Poaceae
Product: probable pectate lyase 4
Molecular function (GO): pectate lyase activity
Source: RefSeq, a predicted model, not a curated record
GUUCGUUGCUCCUUUAAAAUGGUCUGAAAGAACCUCAUUCUCAAUCCUCCUAUCUAGAAGUCACGAUCAAUAGAUACGCAGUCAAGCAUGGCACUCAAGGAAUUACUCAUGUUCGUCACCCUCCUCUUCCUUCUCCUCCGAGCAGCCACGGCGAACCACCGGCACGAGAAUGUCAUCGACCGGUGCUGGCGUGGCCAGCCUAACUGGGCCACCGACCGGCAGCGGCUCGCCAUGUGCUCCGUGGGCUUCGUGGGGAAGAUGCGGCAGAACCGUGGCCACGGGGUGACCGCGUACACGGUCACCGACCCGAGCGACGACCCCGUGCGGCCCCGGCCCGGCACGCUGCGGUACGGCGCGACGGUGCUGCCGGGGAAGGUCUGGAUCACCUUCCGGCCGGGCAGCAUGCACAUCAGGCUGGCGCAGCCGCUCUUCGUGAAGAGCUUCACCGCGAUCGACGGCCGGGGCGCCGACGUGCACGUCGCGGGGGGCGCUGGCAUCGUGCUCUACGAGGUGAGCAACGUGGUCAUCCACGGGCUCCACGUGCACGGCAUCCGCGCGCAGCCCCCCGGGCGGGUCGUCCGGCCCGGCGGCGCCGUGCAGAACAUGGACGUCGGCGACGGCGACGCCAUCCGGCUGCUGUCCAGCUCCAAGGUGUGGAUCGACCACAACACGCUGUCGCGCUGCGAGGACGGCCUCCUCGACGUGACGCUCGGGUCCACGGACGUGACCGUCUCCAACAACUGGUUCCAUGACCACGACAAGGUGAUGCUGCUGGGCCACGACGACCAGCACGUCGCCGACCGCCGAAUGCGGGUCACCGUGGCGUUCAACCGCUUCGGGCCCAACGUGAACCAGCGCAUGCCGAGGAUCAGGCAUGGCUACGCCCACGUCGUCAACAACUUCUACGACGGGUGGAGGGAAUACGCCAUUGGCGGGAGCAUGGGCCCCACUGUCAAGAGCCAGGGCAACCUGUUCAUCGCCUCCACGGCGGAGAGUGCCAAUGUGACGAGAAGGAUGCCGGUCGGACAUGCCGCCGGGAAGGACUGGCAUUGGCACUCCAGUGGGGACUCGUUUGAGAACGGCGCCGUCUUCAAGCAGACGGGCAGCAAGGUGCGCCCGAAUUACAACAAGCACCAGGCGUUCCCGGCGGUGAGCGCCAGCGAGGUGAGAUCGCUGACCAAGGACGCCGGUGCUCUGAGGUGCUCCGCCAGGGCCGCGUGCUGAACGGAGAGGAUAAAGACGUCCAUUGGAGUGUGUUACACUUUGAAUAUAAUGUACUUGCUGAUGGAGCUUAUAGCUGUAAAAAUGGCUGCGAUUUUACUUCCUUUGUUUCUUUUUACUCCGCAUAUUAGAUUUGGCUCAAGUCAAAUUUAUAAGUUUGACCAAAUUUAAAGAUCCAUAAAACCAUUUAAAUAUUACUAUAUGAAAGUAUAUGCAAUGACGUUCUAAUGAUAUUGAUUUGUUACUAUGAAUGUUUUACGUUUCUUUUUAGUAUUCCCUUGCGUCCCUUGCAAGCUCUUUUACCAACCGCUAACACGAUCUUGCCUUCGCAUAAUUCCUCGAGUUCACCAUGGAAAACCAAAGAAGCAGUCGUCGCUUUAACUGGAUUCUCGAAUAGAAAUUUCGCCUCUUUUGUUUUGGGGUACUACCGCCUUUCUUUUUCUCGGUGCACUAGAAGAACGCUGAAGGUAUGGACAGAAGAGACAUCCAGUGGAUAGCAAACUGGCUCACACUAAAGCAAUCUGAACGAAUAAUACAGAAUGACUCGGCGCUUCCAUAUGUACAUGUUUAACGACGACUAAGGGGAAGCAGAAUACCGACGACCCGACGGAAAAAAAAAACACAUACAACACCACUCUAUCAAAGUACAGCACUGUCAACAAUGUCAGGUCGCUGCAGAUAUGUGCAUCUCGCUGUUCUUUUAACGGAAAAUGUGAAAAA